This is a messenger RNA of Phragmites australis (common reed), 2011 nucleotides long. Its product is annotated as U4/U6 small nuclear ribonucleoprotein Prp31 homolog. The record is from RefSeq and is a predicted model, not a curated record. Gene Ontology annotation, cellular component: precatalytic spliceosome; U4/U6 x U5 tri-snRNP complex; U4 snRNP. NCBI's taxonomy places the organism in Eukaryota, Viridiplantae, Streptophyta, Magnoliopsida, Poales, Poaceae. Gene Ontology annotation, biological process: spliceosomal tri-snRNP complex assembly; mRNA splicing, via spliceosome. Bases 300 to 1757 code for a protein of 485 amino acids. The transcript has 9 exons.
GAAAUUUCUUCCUCACAGUCUGUCCUCUGCGUGCCCCACCAUCGCCUCUUUCCACCAGAACCUCCUCGAGAGGCGUCGUCCCCGGCCGGGAGUGGAAGUCCAUCCGCACCUGGGUUAAUGUCUUCUUCUUUUGUCCCUGUCCUGCCACUAUAAAGUAGGCUUAGCUGAUCAUCUGGUUCAAUAAAGAAGGGACUAAGGCUAUGCAUAAGCUGUAAAAGGACGAAAAGCAACAUCUAAGCUUCUCUUUCAAGGCCUAGUUUUGGAGCUCUUGCUGCUGCUGGGUACACUUGGCCAAGAUCAUGGCAAGCCUUGCUGAUUCUUUUCUAGCUGAUCUUGAUGAACUGUCAGACAAUGAAGCCUAUCCUGAAGAAGAUAAUGCUGAGGCAGCGGGUAUGGACGAGGAUGGCGAUGAUGAUAUGCCUGACCUCGAGUCUCUUAAUUAUGAUGAUCUUGAUAGUGUCUCAAAGCUGCAGAAGACACAACGCUAUAAUGACAUAAUGCAAAAAGUAGAAGAUGCACUUCAGAAAGGCACUGACUUCUCCAAUCAAGGUUCCAUCCUGGAGGAGGAUCCAGAGUACCAGCUUAUUGUUGAUUGCAAUGCUUUAUCAGUAGAUAUUGAGAAUGAGAUCAUCAUAAUCCAUAAUUUCAUACGUGACAAGUAUAGGUUGAAGUUUCCUGAACUGGAAUCUCUUGUUCAUCAUCCGAUCGAUUAUGCCCGUGUUGUCAAGAAGAUUGGAAAUGAGAUGGAUUUAACACUUGUAGAUCUGGAAGGGCUUUUACCUUCUGCAAUUAUAAUGGUUGUCUCAGUGACAGCAUCAACUACAAGUGGGAAGCCUCUUUCUGAGGAGAAUUUAGAAAAAACCAUAGGAGCAUGUGACAGAGCCCUUACUCUCGAUGCUGCAAAGAAGAAAGUGCUUGAUUUUGUAGAGAGCAGAAUGGGUUACAUUGCACCAAACCUUUCUGCAAUUGUUGGCAGUGCUGUUGCCUCGAAACUAAUGGGAACUGCUGGUGGUUUGGGAGCACUUGCAAAAAUGCCUGCUUGUAAUGUUCAGCUACUUGGCGCAAAGAAGAAAAAUCUUGCUGGAUUUUCUACUGCCACAUCUCAGUUUCGUGUUGGUUAUCUUGAACAAACUGAAGUAUUUCAGAGCACCCCUCCAGCUCUGAGGACUCGUGCUUGCAGACUUAUUGCUGCAAAAUCAACUCUGGCAGCAAGGAUUGAUUCAAUUAGAGGUGAUCCAACUGGAAAAGCUGGGCGGAACUUGUUAGAAGAAAUUCGUAAGAAGAUCGAGAAGUGGCAAGAACCACCUCCUGCAAAGCUUCCAAAGCCACUUCCUGUUCCGGACUCUGAGCCUAAAAAGAAAAGAGGGGGUCGUCGGCUUCGAAAAAUGAAAGAAAGAUAUGCACAGACGGAUAUGAUGAAGCUUGCAAACAGAAUGCAGUUUGGGAUUCCAGAGGAGAGCUCAUUAGGUGAUGGCUUGGGGGAAGGUUAUGGCAUGCUCGGACAGGCAGGAAAUGGCAAGCUACGUGUCUCAGCUGGACAAAGCAAACUUGCUGCUAAAGUGGCCAAAAAAUUCAAGGAGAAGAGCUAUGGUAGCAGCGGUGCAACUUCAGGACUGACGUCUAGUUUGGCAUUUACACCAGUUCAGGGAAUAGAGUUGUCAAAUCCGCAGGCCCAAGGAAACCUGCUUGGAGGUGGAACUCAAAGCACCUACUUUUCUGAGACCGGCACAUUUUCAAAGAUCAGAAGGACCCAAUAGAGACUGCUAUCUUCGACACAACCAUCACAUCGCAUCACAUUUGCCCCGCACAUUUUUUGUAAUCCUUUGGAUGCACUGACAAAAACCCAGCUUGUAAUGCUCUGAAUCUUGUUUUUGAACUGAACACAAACUCCAGAGAUACUUAUGAUAGCAUUACAGUGUUAUUAGCCAUGCUUCCAGUGGAUGUUUGCAACCUUAGCCGAGGUUGAACAUACAAGUUUAGUUGGGAGAUAUCUGAUGUUGGUUUUAUAUUA